Molecule: messenger RNA, 561 nt
Organism: Triticum turgidum subsp. durum (durum wheat)
Lineage: Eukaryota; Viridiplantae; Streptophyta; Magnoliopsida; Poales; Poaceae
Source: the annotation of a GenBank genome assembly
AUGGAGGAAGCCAAAGUUGUGGAGUCCAAGGACGGAGCUACCUCAGUUGCUUCUGCAUUUCCUGGUCAUCCGGAAGCCGCACAAGACAGAGAUCACAAGUUCUUAUCGAUAGCGGUAGAAGAAGCCUACCGAGCAGUCGACCGUGGCCAUGGACGCCCAUUUGGCGCAGUCGUGGUCCGCAACGACCAAGUAGUAGUCAGUUGCCAUAACAUGGUUUUGAAGAACACCGAUCCAACUGCACAUGCUCAAGUAACUGCAAUAAGAGAGGCUUGCAAAAAGCUUGGAAAGAUCGACUUGUCGGAUUGCGAAAUGUAUGCAUCCUGCGAACCUUGUCCAAUGUGUUUUAGCGCCGUUCAUCUAUCCCGGAUCAAGAGGCUGGUGUAUGGAGCCAAGGCAGAAGCUGCUGUUGCCAUUGGAUUUGAUGCCUUCAUUGCUGAUGCUCUCAGAGGAACUGGGCACUACCGUACGGCCAACCUGGAGAUAAAGCGAGCAGAUGGGAAUGGAGCGCUGCUUGCUGAACAGGUCUUUGAGAACACCAAGGGGAAAUUUCCAUUGAAAUAA